Cicer arietinum (chickpea) is the source of this 1183-nucleotide messenger RNA. RefSeq names its product prohibitin-3, mitochondrial. The record is from RefSeq and is a predicted model, not a curated record. Gene Ontology annotation, cellular component: mitochondrion; membrane. Lineage: Eukaryota; Viridiplantae; Streptophyta; Magnoliopsida; Fabales; Fabaceae. Gene Ontology annotation, biological process: mitochondrion organization.
AAAAAUUCCACGUAAAAGAAAACCAAAACCUUUCAUUUCCUAAGAACCCUAAAACCAUUUCUUUCUCCAAUCUCUCAUUCCAACAAAAAGAAAAUGGGAAGCGGCCAAGCAGCAGCAUCCAUUCUCUCGAACAUAGCGCGUUUCGCCUUCGGUCUCGGCGCCGCCGCAACCGCCGUAAACUCCUCACUUUACACGGUCGACGGCGGCCAACGCGCCGUCCUCUUCGACCGUUUCCGCGGCAUUCUGGAAGAAUCAAUCGGCGAAGGAACACACUUCCUAAUCCCAUGGGUUCAAAAACCCUACAUCUUCGACAUCCGAACUCGUCCACACACAUUUUCUUCGAUUUCCGGAACGAAAGAUCUCCAGAUGGUGAAUCUUACGCUACGUGUUCUUUCUCGUCCUGAUACACAGCGUCUUCCUACUAUUGUUCAGAAUCUUGGACUUGAAUAUGAUGAGAAGGUUCUUCCUUCUAUUGGUAAUGAAGUUCUUAAAGCUGUUGUUGCUCAGUUUAAUGCUGAUCAGCUUCUUACCGAUAGGCCUCAGGUUUCUGCUCUUGUUAGGGAUAGUCUUGUUAGACGUGCUAAGGAUUUUAAUAUUCUUCUUGAUGAUGUCGCUAUUACUCAUUUGUCUUAUGGAGCUGAAUUCUCUAGGGCUGUUGAGCAGAAGCAGGUGGCGCAGCAGGAGGCAGAGAGGUCUAAAUUUGUUGUGAUGAAGGCAGAACAGGAGCGUCGCGCUGCAAUUAUCCGUGCUGAGGGAGAGAGUGAUGCUGCUAAGCUGAUUUCUGAUGCUACUGCUAGUGCUGGUAUGGGGUUGAUUGAGCUUAGGAGGAUUGAGGCUUCCAGGGAAGUGGCGUCUACUUUGGCCAAGUCUCCUAAUGUCUCUUACCUUCCUGGUGGGCAGAACAUGCUCAUGGCUCUUAAUGCACGUUGAUGAGGGGGCUCAAUCAUAUGGGAUCAUGGCAUGCUUGGAAAUGGUCUUGAGGCUCUCCUUUGUUUGAAAGACUUUAUUCUUUCUUACUUUGUACUUGUAGAUCGUAUCGCAUCUGAGAUUGAAUUCAUAUUGUUUUUUAAAAGUAAGUUAGAAAUGAAUUUGGAUCUUAAUGUUUGAUAAUUGCAGAAUAAGUAAAUGCAGAUUAUAAAAAGUGAGAACUGAAAUUGAAUGCUUUAUUGCUUGCAUGGUUUCA